Messenger RNA from Ficedula albicollis (Collared flycatcher), 3369 nucleotides. RefSeq names its product WD repeat-containing protein 6. Gene Ontology annotation, biological process: tRNA methylation. The transcript is spliced from 14 exons. The record is from RefSeq and is a predicted model, not a curated record. The annotation marks the transcript as partial. Lineage: Eukaryota; Metazoa; Chordata; Aves; Passeriformes; Muscicapidae. Gene Ontology annotation, cellular component: cytoplasm. Gene Ontology annotation, molecular function: iron ion binding; L-ascorbic acid binding; calcium ion binding.
GGGGGCGCCCUCCCGCGCCUUGAGGGCAUCAAGGUGGGCCACACGCAGCGGGUGGAGCUGGUGCCCGGCAGGGCCCACGCUGUGCGCACCCUCAGCCUCAAGCCGCUGCUGUUCGAAAUCCCUGACUUCCUGACAGAGGAGGAGUGCAAGCUCAUUGUCCAUCUGGCAAAGCUAAAGGGACUACAGAAGAGCCAGAUCCUACCAACAGAGGACUAUGAGGAGGCCAUGGAAAUGAUUGAAAUCAGCCAGAUGGACAUUUUCAAUCUGCUGGAUCACAAUCAGGAUGGGCAGCUGCAGCUCAAAGAGGUGUUGACCCAUACCCGACUUGGGAACGGCAGGUGGAUGACCCCCGAAAACAUCCGGGAGAUGUACACAGCGGUCAAAGCUGAUCCCGAUGGGAAUGGUGUGCUAAGUUUGGAGGAGUUCAAGCAGUUGAAUAUCCGUGAUUUCCACAAGUACAUGGGAAGCCAGAAGGUGAAGAUGAGUGACUUGGUACGCAACAGCCAGCACACCUGGCUGUACCAGGGCGAGGGGGCACACCAGGUCAUGAGAGCCAUUCGGCAAAGGGUAAUGCGCCUGACUCGCUUGCCCCCCGAGAUUGUGGAGCACAGCGAGCCCCUCCAGGUUGUGCGGUAUGACCAAGGAGGGCACUACCACGCCCACAUGGACAGUGGCCCUGUGUUCCCUGAGACUGCCUGCAGCCACACAAAGCUUGUUGCCAAUGAAAGCGCUCCCUUUGAGACCUCCUGCCGGUAUGUGACCGUGCUGUUCUACCUGAACAAUGUGACUGGGGGAGGUGAAACAGUCUUUCCUAUCGCUGAUAACAGGACUUACGAAGAGAUGUCUUUGAUCCAGAAUGACGUUGACCUGCGAGAUACUCGGAAAAACUGUGACAAGGGCAAUUUGCGAGUAAAACCUCAGCAAGGCACUGCUGUCUUCUGGUACAACUACCUGUCAGAUGGAGAAGGCUGGGUGGGGGAGCUGGAUGACUUCGCUCUGCACGGGGGCUGCCUGGUCACCCAAGGCACCAAGUGGAUCGCCAACAACUGGAUCAACGUGGACCCCAACCGCCGGCGGCAGCAGCAGUUCCAGCAGGAGAUGGAGCGCUUUGCGGGGUCUGAGGCGGGGGCCGGGGCCGGAGCCCCGGGCGAGGGGGCCCGCGCCGUGCUGGCGGCCGCCCCACUGCACGGACGGGACGAGACGCUCUGCGCUGUGGCCGGCGGCGACGGUCGCCUCCUGCUUUUCGCCUUGAGCCGCCCCGGGGCCGCCGCCAGGCUUAGGCUGUUCGAGGGGGCCGUGCACGGGCUGAGCUGGGCCCCCCGUCCCGGGCUGCCCCCCGACACCGCUAAUGCCCUUCUGGCCUCCGGGCCCGACGGGGAGAUGCUGUGGCUGGACGUCACCCACCGGCCCGGGCAGGCACCCUGGGUGCGGCUCAUGGGUCGGUACCUGCUGCCCCCCUGCAAGCAGCGCUGGCACACCUGUGCCGCCUUCCUGCCCCAAGAAGAGCUCCUGGUCUGCGGGGACCGCCGGGGCUCCCUCCUCCUCUUCCCUUGCAGCAGCUCCUCGGGGUGGGCUGCAGAAAACACCAGCAUUGUCAAUGGUGCCACUGCCCCAGUUGAGGACUCCAGCAAUGAGUUGGAGCCCUCUUGCUUGUUGCACAAAGCAGCUCUUCCUCUUGAGUCCCCACUGUCAGUGCUCUUUGGACUCCACGGGAAGACAGGAGUUACCUCCGUGACCAUCCAUGGGGGCUACAUUUACAGCACGGGCCGGGAUGGUGUCUACCGCCAGCUCCGCCUGCGGGACCAGCAGCUGGAGGUCCUGCAGAAGCACAGGCCCAGCAAAGGGCUCCUGUGGAUUGAAGAGCUGCACUUCACCUCAGAUGGGGACCUGCUUGUGCUGGGCUUUCACGCUGACAACUUUGUGGUGUGGAGCAGCAGGACCGGCGAGAAUGUCCACUGCAUCCCCUGUGGGGGUGGGCACCGCUCCUGGAGCUACUGCAGCAGCCCUUUGGUCAAGGUGUUUGCCUUUAUCAAGUCUGGGGAUGUGAUGCUGUACCACUGUGAGGCCGAGCCCUGCGAGCAGCAAGUGCUGCUGCCAUCCCUGCACGGGCGGGAGAUCACCUGUGUGCGGCGCCUGGGGGCCGUGGAGGUGCCCGGCCAUGCCACUGUUAAUUUGUUUGUCACUGGCAGUGAGGACACCACGGCCUGUGUCCUGGUGCUCAGUGAGAACUCUCGGGCAGCUGUGCCCCUUGCCCGCCUCAGUGACCACAUUUCCAGUGUGAGGACGUUGGCAGUCGCCAUGAGACCUGGAGAUGAGGGCUUUGGUGAUGAGGGCUUGUCUGCCCUGCUCUUCUCUGCAGGCGGCCGUGCACAGAUUGAGUGCUACCGGCUGCUGUGUGCUGGGGACGCAGCGUCUGAGAGUGCUGUGGCCUGCCAGGUCAUCCAUGUGGCCUCCCACCGGCUGGACAAGCACUGGGAGAAGAAGAAGAACAGGCACAAGCUUGUCAAGAUGGACCCAGAGACAAGGUACAUGUCCCUGUCAGUUGUGCCUGGGACCAGCACCAAACAGCUGCCAACACCCUGGAAGUUCCUGGCUGCUGCCUGCAGCGAUGGAUCAGUCCGGAUCUUUGGGCUGCUGGAGGCUGCUCAGAAGUUCAUGCUGGUGGCAGAGUCAUUUCACCACCAGCGCUGUGUGCUGAAGGUGGAGGCGUUCCUGCACACAUGGGCAGAAGGGGAAAGGAGGCAGCUCUUGUGCAGUGCAGCCACUGACGGCAGCAUUGCCUUUUGGGACAUCACCGGCCCCAUCAUGGAUGCGGCGGAUGCCCUGCACCAAGCAGAGGGAGAGAUGCAGCCCUUGGCCCUGGGUGCCCCGCUGGUCACCAUCAUGGCCCACAGCUGUGGCGUGAACAGCCUUCACAUCCGCGAGACACCUGAGGGACAGCACCUGGUGGCCAGUGGCAGUGAUGAUGGCUCCAUCCACAUGUGCCUGCUGGAGGUGGCCCUGGGCAGGGGUGAAGCUGCAGCAGGGACCUGCCUGCAGGUCCUGGAGCGGGUGUCCAGGCCCUGUGCCCAUGCUGCCCAUGUGACAGGGAUCCGGGUGCUGCAGCCAGAGCUGCUGCUCUCUGCCUCAGUGGACCAGCGUCUGACGCUGUGGAAGCGGUGCCCAGGCGAGCUGGUGCCCCUCAGCACCACCUUCUUCCACGUGCCUGACCUAGCUGAGCUGGACUGCUGGGAGGUGGUGGAGGCUGGGGGUGAGCUGCGGUACUACUGUGUGCUCUGUGGGCAGGGCCUGGAGAUGGUGUGUGGCACAGCCUCCUGCAAACCUUCUCCUCCACAAGAGGCUCCCCAGUAAUGGGGCAGGUGUAUGACA